This is a messenger RNA of Hydractinia symbiolongicarpus, 2964 nucleotides long. RefSeq lists its product as uncharacterized. Lineage: Eukaryota; Metazoa; Cnidaria; Hydrozoa; Anthoathecata; Hydractiniidae. Gene Ontology annotation, molecular function: ubiquitin binding; ubiquitin-protein transferase activity. Bases 149 to 2233 code for a protein of 694 amino acids. The record is from RefSeq and is a predicted model, not a curated record. The transcript has 2 exons.
UUCUUAUUCCAUUUUCCUUUAAGGAUAUUCUUAAGACAUUUUUAAAUUUUUGUCUUACUAUCGUGAAUAUUUAUCGGCAUGGUUGUAAUUUUCAAAACUUUCAAGCUAAAUUGUAUGUGAUGUUUUAGGAAUUAAAAAUUGAUUCAGCAUGCAGAAAGUGAAAGACGCUAUAGACAGACUGAAUAAUGCAUUGGAUGGUCUGUCAUCAUCAACAACAAGUACUCAAAAUAAUCCAAAUCAGAACAUCUUCCAGAGUCCAAACUCACAUCCAAGUCCAAACUUACAUCCAAGUCCACAACAUCAGAGAAUUCUACAAGAUUUCAAUAAGCAAUUUCCAGCGUUGAAUGCUGGUGGUAGCCGAUAUCGCCCACAAGCAAAGAAACCACGUCUCUCUAAUAACUUCAUUAAGGACACAUGGACCCAUAAAUUCUGUGCACUGAGCUACAAAGAUACAUCAGUUUCACCUAAUACACGUGAAUUAAUGGAGCUAAACCAAGUUGGUCUCGGAAUUGAAAAAGUUGUUUUUCCUUCCAAAACUGGAACACAUGCUAUGCUUCUGGAAGAGUUAACAAAAGCUUAUCCAAAAUUAUCAUCACAGAGUGGUGGCAUUGAACUUCUGAGGGCUGAGAGUGGUGGAAUAAACCGACCAUUGGUGUUGAUACCACCAAGAAAAGAUGGUUAUUCUAUCAGCUAUUUAAAAAAUUUAGUACCCGGUCACGCUGUAAUAUACAUCAGACCAGUGCAGAGCGACUUACCAAUGGAGGAACCAACUAUGGAUUCAGGUAUUGAAGUUAACUGUGUACGAUGUAAUCAGAAAUAUCCGUUAAAUGAUUUAAGAUUCCAUCAAGCUUAUUGUCAACUUGAUGAUGACAUUUUUCCAGAGAUGAUAGACGAUGAAGCUGGGCCAUCGAAUGAAAAAGAAGUAGGAAGUACUUCUCCCCAUAUCGAUACUUUGUCGGCAAUGUUUCCUCGAAUCUCUAAAGCCACAAUUCAGGACAUUUUACGGAAUACCAAAUCUAUCGAUGUGGCAGCCAAUAUUUUGAGUGAGAAAAGUGCAAGUGAAAAUAUGUCUGACAUGCUGCAAAUUAAAUGUGUAGAUAAGGACAUGUCUUUAAAAGAAAUUCUCAAUCAAAUUACAUCUCUUGCUUCAGAAAAUGAUACAAUCACUUUGGAAAUUGAACGUGACAAUCUUUGGAUGGAAUCCUUGAGAUUUUACAAAAGGAACCUUGUGAAUUCUCAAGUUAUGACCAAAAAAUUGAUCAUUGAGUUUAAAGGAGAGGACGGCCUUGAUGGUGGGGCAAUGAAAACCGAAUAUUUCAACCUUUUGUUAGAAGAAGUUAAAAAUCGUCUAUUUGAAGGUGAAAAUAACAGUUUGUUGCCUGUGAAAGACAUCACAAAAGCUGUGCUUUUCAAAGUUGCUGGUAUGAUUAUCGUACAUUCAUUGAUUGCUGGUGUUGACACCGGCUUCCCAGUAUUAGCAAAACCAUACUUUUUACACAUGUGUGGUAGAGAUACCGACAGUUUGAUUGAAAGUUUGAAUAAAAGCCACAUACCAGCAAAUGCAACAACUGAAAAUUUGAUUGAAUUGAUUGAAUCACUUGAUCAAUGUAAAACAAAGGACGAUAUAGACAAACUGCUUUACAAGGACAAUCAGAAGCAAGAUGUGUUUUGGUCACUUAUUAAUUCUGCGCAUUGGCCUGCCGACAAGAAUAUUAACAAAGAAAAUGUCCCAUUACUGAUUCAACAACUCAUUUUGAAUGAUGUGAUAUUGUCACGCCGAAACUCUUCAGACAUGUUAUUCGAAGGUUUGAGCUCGUGCAAUUUCUUGAAUACGAUUCGGUGUCAUUGGAAAGUUAUGGAUCAAAUAUUUUGUGCUGGUUAUCGCAUGAUUGAGAGUAAAGAAUUUAUCAAAUGUUUUAGUUUUGACGAACCAACUUCCUUCGUGGAGACACAGGCAAAGAAAUUUUUUCUGUCGUUUAUUGAAAAAAGUGACAGUAUGACAUUGAGUAAAGUACUUGCCUUCUGUACUAGUCAUACAGUUGUUCCACUGGAUGGUAUGAAAAAUGAAAUCAGAGUGAAAUACAUGUCGGAUGAUGAAAAAAACAGUAUGUGCAAAUCCUCUGCAUGUUUAAAAAUAAUCUACCUACCUACAGUUCAUUCUGUAGAAAAGGCGUUUCACAAUAUGUUGGCAACAGCUUUAGCAUGUGAAUCAAAGGGAUUCGCAAAUCCAUGAUAAUUGUAAAUUUUUAGGGGCACUAACGAGUUUAUUUUUUUCCUUCAAGGUGAUCGAUUUUUAGCUUAUGUUGUCAUUGUUCUUAUUAUGUUGUCAUUGAGAAAAAAUGCCGAUUUUUUUUCUUUUUCUUCCAAAAUAUGCCUCACUUCUAUAAAACUGAUUUUUUUUCUGGUGGGGGAAUAUAAAAAUCCUGUCAGUCCUAUGCAAGAAUUCUUCCAGUGAUAUACAUACUUUUAAUGAUCAGAUUGAUUAUGAUUAGUCUCGAAUUUAUGACUGACUUGUACGCUCCUUGAAGUCUAUAUAUACUGCACAUGCAUUUAUAAGUUCGUCUUUUUGUUGUUCUAUUUUGUUUGUUUUCUAACUUUUAUAUGGAAAAGAUGUAUGGUUAUAGUCGUGAUCAAGUUACGCAUUGCAUUAUCAUUCAGCUGUGCUAACCAAGAAGAUAUUUUUCUUUUCUUUUUAUUUCACAAGGGUUAUGUUUGUUAUUUUGUUCUUUAUGUGAAAAAAUGUUCUACUUAUAUACGGUCGACUCACUCAGAGAAAGUUAUUUAAAAACAGAACUGUUAUCGUUAAGUAACUUUUAAACAUAUUUCGAACAUUUUGGAGGGAAUUUCGUCUGGCAUUUUUAGGAUUUAUUGUAUGAUUAAACAAACAAGUGGUUUUGUUGACAUUUCGUGUACUUAUGCAGUACUUUUAUUUUUCAGAAUAUAACAUGAAUAUACAACAAUUGA